AUGGCAUCCCUGGCUCGAUCUGGUAAUGUUGUAUCUAAAGUGAUCGCCGGAGUUAACCAAACUGCCACCUUUACUCCUGUUGCUGUUGCUUCUCAGAAGUCAUCCGUUAUCUCCACUGGAGUUACCGACUUCAAGAAUGCUGAUUCUCUUCAGGCUAGUGCUCAAAGAAGUGUUCAACAAGGAGGACUUUUUAACAACGGAGUAAUCAAUAAGGGAAUCAAUGUUUCUUCUCGUCGUCUCGCUCAUACCGACGUCACUUUCCCUGACAUGAACAAGUACCGUCGUGAGGUUACAUUAGAUACUGAAAAGCCUGCUAGGGAAACCGAAGCUCAACGUAAAUCUCUCCCUGUUGCUAUAUAUUAUGGAGCUGGAGGAGUUAUGUCUCUCUGGGCCGGAAAGGAAGUUGUCCAAACUUUAGUUUCAUACAAGGCUAUGGCUGCCGAUCAAAGAGCUCUGGCUUCUAUUGAAAUCAACAUGAGCGAUAUUCCAGAAGGACAAACUAAGACUUUCGAAUGGAGAGGAAAGCCAGUUUUUGUCAAGCACAGAACUACUGCUGAAAUUGCUAGAGAAAAGGCUGUUCCUGUCGGUGAACUUCGUCAUCCAGAACAUGAUGACGCUCGCGUUCAAAAGGACGAAUGGUCCGUAGUCAUUGGAGUGUGCACUCAUCUUGGUUGCGUACCUAUUGCUAACGCUGGAGAUUAUGGAGGAUAUUACUGUCCUUGCCACGGAUCUCACUACGAUGGUUCUGGACGUAUUCGCAAGGGCCCUGCUCCACUCAAUCUUCAUGUCCCAGCUUAUUCCUUCAAGGAUGACACCAUUGUGAUCGGAGCCUAG
This is a messenger RNA of Auanema sp. JU1783, 834 nucleotides long. Lineage: Eukaryota; Metazoa; Nematoda; Chromadorea; Rhabditida; Rhabditidae. The record is from the annotation of a GenBank genome assembly.